AUGGCCGCUCUCGCUCAAACCCCCGUCCCUGUGGACAUCUUCCCCGAUGGCCUGAAAACCACCGGUCAACAUCCCCCUCUCGCCGACCACAUCCACCCCUUUGACAAAUUCCCCAAGGAGAUCUCGGGGCCAACCCUGUGGAAGGCCGAGGAUUACCGCGACCAGCCGGAGAAGUGGACGCAUCGCUUCACGGACGAGGAGAUCGCCGAGCUAAGCGGUUCCGCGGAUGCCUUUCUUCAGAGCAAGAUCCCGUUGACAGGGAUUAGCAAGUCCAACUUCCCCCUUCCCAACCUCUCCCACCGUCUCGAGACCCUCCGUCGGGACCUCAUCGACGGCAAGGGCUUCAUCCUCUUCAAGGGCUUUCCCGUGGAGAAAUGGGGCAACCACAAGUCCGCCGUCGCCUACAUGGGCCUGGGCACGUAUCUAGGCUACUUUGUCAGCCAGAACAGCCGUGGUCAUGUGCUGGGACAUGUGAAGGAUCUCGGCGAGGACUCGACCAAGAUUGAUUCGGUGCGAAUUUAUCGGACGAAUGCUCGGCAAUACUUCCACGCCGACGACUCCGAUAUCGUCGGUCUCCUCUGCAUCGCGCGCGCCCUCGAAGGCGGCGAAUCCGACAUCGUCUCCUCGCACAACGUCUACAACGUCCUCGCCAAGGAGCGUCCUGACGUACUCAAGACCCUCACCGAGCCUAUCUGGUACUUUGACCGCAAGGGCGAGACGAGUAAGGGCCAGGACGAGUACAUCAAGACGAGUGUCAUGUAUCUGGAACGUGGGGAGAAUGCGCGCGUGUAUACGAAAUGGGACCCCUACUACGUCCGCUCCCUGACCCGCUUCUCCGACGCCGGAAUCAUCCCACCCCUCUCGCCCGCCCAGCUCGAGGCCCUCGAAGUCCUCGAAGCCACCUGCAACCGUCUCUCUCUCCACAUGAUCCUCGAAGUCGGGGACAUCCAAUUCGUCUCAAACUCGCACGUCUUGCACGCUCGCACCGCAUACACGGAUCAUGCGCCGCCCGCGCCCCGCAGACACUUGAUGCGUCUGUGGUUGGCGACGCCGGAGCAUGAGGGCGGCUGGAAGUUGCCAUUCUGGGAUAGUAAUGAGAAGAAGAGAGGGGGCAUUCAGGUUGAUGAUCAGCCGCCGGUGGCGCCUUUGGAUGCCGAGUAG
Aspergillus melleus is the source of this 1161-nucleotide messenger RNA. RefSeq names its product TauD/TfdA family dioxygenase. Bases 1 to 1161 code for a protein of 386 amino acids. NCBI's taxonomy places the organism in Eukaryota, Fungi, Ascomycota, Eurotiomycetes, Eurotiales, Aspergillaceae. Gene Ontology annotation, molecular function: oxidoreductase activity. The record is from RefSeq and is a predicted model, not a curated record. The transcript has 4 exons.